GAGGCAACUGACUGACUUGCAUUGUCAAGGUCAAUACAAGUAGUAUCAAAACCCAAGCUGAAGCGGCUUGUUCAACGUGUUUGCAACAAGAAUGAAAUUCGGUCACUUGAACUAUCGCCGAGGUGUUAUAACGUACUCACUAUCACCUUACGAACAAAAAGCCUUUGCAGGAUUCUUUACACAUGGGUUCCCAAAUCUAAUGAGGAGAUUUAGGGAGAAAGUACUUGUUGUUGGUACUCCUUUUGUUUUAUGCUAUAUGGUGAUUGAAUGGGCUAACGAGGAAAAUAGGCGGUCAAAGAGAAAAGGUGCACAUGUUCACGAAUAAAAUGCUUUUGGUGUUCCAUAUGGAAUGAUACUACAUUCUAGAACGACCGUGGAGUAAAUAGAUAUUGUUGUAACAGUCAUUUGAAAAAGUUAGUUAAAUACAUAUCUACUAUAGAAGUCCUGGAAACGUGCUCUUGAUGAUAGAACUGGGUUCCACGACCAGUAUUUAAUCGAGUUGAUGAUAAUCCUUAGUGUUCAC
This is a messenger RNA of Schistosoma guineensis, 523 nucleotides long. The record is from the annotation of a GenBank genome assembly. NCBI's taxonomy places the organism in Eukaryota, Metazoa, Platyhelminthes, Trematoda, Strigeidida, Schistosomatidae.